CCAGCCCAACCCGCAGCUGCGGCGGCCGAGCCUGUGAGCGGCGGCGGCGCUCCGAGCCGGCUCCUGACCGCCCUCCGCCGCUGCCCAGUUUCUCACUUGGUCCGGGUGUCCACGCCUGGUUCGGCCAGCCCUCACCCGCCGCCGCUUUCCCCGCCAUGGCCCUGGUACGGGGCGCCGAGACGGCGGCUGGGCCCUCCCGCUGGCUACCCACGCACGUCCAGGUGACGGUGCUGCGGGCUCGCGGGCUGCGGGGCAAGAGCUCGGGCGCGGGCAGCACCAGCGACGCGUAUACGGUGAUCCAGGUGGGCCGUGAGAAGUACAGCACGUCGGUGGUAGAGAAGACGCCGGGAUGCCCCGAGUGGCGCGAGGAGUGCUCCUUCGAGCUGCCGCCCGGCGCCCUGGACGGCCUGCUGCGGGCGCAGGAGACCGACGCGGGCCCGGCGCCCUGGGCCGCGGGCUCCGCCGCCGCCUGCCAGCUAGUGCUUACCACCAUGCACCGCUCGCUCAUCGGCGUCGACAAGUUCCUGGGCCAGGCCAUGGUGGCGCUGGACGAGGUCUUCGGCGCAGGCCGCGCCCAGCACACACAGUGGUACAAGCUGCACUCGAAGGCAGGCAAGAAGGAGAAGGAGCGUGGAGAGAUCCAGGUCACCAUCCAGUUCACGCGCAACAACCUCAGCGCCAGCAUGUUUGACCUGUCUGUGAAGGACAAGCCUCAGUCCCCCUUCAGUAAGAUCAAGGACAAGAUGAAGGGCAAGAAGAAGUUUGAUCUGGAAUCUGCCUCUGCCAUCCUCCCGAGCAGCGCCCUGGAGGACCCUGAGCUGGGCAGCCUGAGCAAGAUGGGCAAAGCCAAAGGCUUCUUCCUCCGCAACAAGCUGCGAAAGUCUUCCUUGACCCAGUCCAGCACCUCGCUAGGCUCGGACAGCACCCUGUCCUCAGCCAGUGGGAGCCUGGCCUACCAGGGCCCCGGGGCCGAGCUGCUCACUCGCUCGCCCAGCUGCAGCAGCUGGCUGUCCUCCGAAGGGGGCAGGGACUCUGCACAGUCCCCCAAGUCGCUCACCCGUAAAAGGACCUACAUCGAUGUGGCCAGCCAGGUGCGAGCCGCUCCUCCCCGGGCCCUUCUUGACCUUCAGGGCCACCUUGACGGGGCCCCCUGCUCCUCUCUCUGCGUCAACGGGAGCCACAUUUACAGUGAGGAGCCCCAGGGGCCCCUGCGGCACCGCAGCUCCAUCUCGGGCCCAUUUCCACCCUCUGGCCCCCUGCACACUGUCUCCUCCCGGCCUGCUGAGGAGGGGCCGCGCUCUGCGGAUGACUCCUGGGGCAGAGGCAGCCGCCGCACCGGCAGCUCAGAGGCUGUGCCUGGACAGGAGGAGCUGAGCCCGCAGGUGCUGGCCGUCGGGGCCCGCUGCUCUGGAGAGGAGGAGGGGGCCUGGCCCUCAGAGGGGAGGCUGGUGCAGGUCGCCACACCCAUGGUGGCCUCCUCUGAGGCUGUGGCCGAGAAGGAGGGAGCCCGGAAGGAGGAGCGGAAGCCCCGGAUGGGCCUUUUCCACCAUCAUCACCAGGGGCUGAGUCGGAGCGAGAUGGGGCGCCGAGGCUCUCUGGGGGAGAAGGGGGUUCCCACUCUGGGGGCCUCCCCACACCACUCAUCCAGUGGGGAGGAAAAGGCCAAAAGUAGCUGGUUUGGCUUGAGAGAAGCCAAGGAACCAACUCAGAAACCCAGUGCCUCGAGGGCCAGCCCCACUCCCCUGGCCUCCCCUGGGAAAGCCCCGCCUGAGUGGGACGACACCUUCAACAUCUUUGCUGCCAGCAGGCUGCGUCCAGAGGCCAGGAGAGAGAUCCUGGCCCCAGCAGGAGUCGGGCUGGAGGCGACUGGGCAGCAACACCCAGGCCCUGAGGCCGUGACAAUGAAAGCAGCUGAGCCCCAGGGAGACCCUGGGGGAGGAGAAAGAGGUGGGAGCAGCGUGUGGCUGGAGCCCAGAGUUCCUCUGGACUUGGGACUGGACCAUCAGAGCACGAGUGUGGUUGACCUGGGGCCCUUUGGGGCAGAACGGGCCUGCCUGUCCUCCGCGUCAGCCCAGCUGCACCUGGGAGCCUCAGACUCUGAAGCAGACAGGGAGUUGCCAGCCCCAGGAGGAGAAGCAGGGCAGAGUCUGGCAGACAGUGCGACGUCUCGGUUUAGCUCCCCAGAAGUGAUCAGUGUGUGGGAGAGGCUGCCUGGCCCAGACAGUGCCCCUGAGGGCCAGGACAAGGAGGCCUCCCGAGGUGGUAGCCAGCUUUUCCACGAGCUCGACACAGUCGACGAUUCCUGGCCGUGGGAUGUGGUCACCGUUUCUCCUGCAGCUGAGGCUUCCUCACCAGUCCUGCGGGGAGAGUCCGAUGAGCCGCGCACUCCCCAGAUGCAGCCAGAGUCACCAGAACCUGUGAGCCCCAAGAGGAGUGAGGGGCUUCCCCCACUGGAGCCGGCGUCAGAGCCCAAACCUGAGUGGGUGUUGGACGAGGGGCUGCAGCCCAACACAGCACCUCCCAAGCCACCGCGUCUCCUCACACCCUCAGAUUCCCAGGAGAAGGAGGCAGCGGUGGAGGAAGAGAAGGAGAAAGCGGCAGGGGGGCUGAGUAGCUGGGGGUCAGAGAUGGGAGGAGAAGAUGUCUUCCCAAGUGCGUUGAUUGCUGGUCCCCAGGAGGCCGAGGAGGAGGAGGAGGGCGAGAAGCCCGAGUCAGAGUCUGACAGCCGCUCUGGAGCCACGCUGGGUGGGCCAGGCCUGGAAGAUCUAGCAGAGGAUGCCAGCCGUCCUGUGUCUGGGCCCUGCCUAUCUCGGCCCACCAGCUGCCCUCGGGGUCCUGCCCCUACACCUUCAAAGACCUUGGCUCUUCAGAAUCAGCAGAUCUGGGGGGCUCCAGAGAGAGGAGAAGGCCCUGAGGCUCCUGAGGCCCAGAGCCAGGAACCAGUAGGAGAGGCAUGUGGGUUCCUGUCAGGCAGCUCCCAACAGGCUGACCUGUGGGUCUCGGAAGAGGAUGCCUUGAACCCCUUUUUGCCUCAGGGGAGCCAGGAUCCCCCCAGCCUCCCAUCCACAUCCCUUCCAGGGUCCAGGGACCCUUCCGUCCACUGUGGUUCCGAAGAGCUGCCCACCCCCACAGAACCUGCCUUUCCACAGCCCCCUCUCCCACCCUGGGCUAGCCGCCACCACGGGGGGCCCAGCCCUCCAUGCUCGCCCCUGCCUGGAGCCUGGCCCCUGACCUCUUCCUCCCCGCCCCCCAGGGAGCCAGCCUCCCCCACUGAAAGCUCCCCCCCUCCACUUGGGGAGGACCACGCUGCAGUCACCCCAGGCUCCCCGCUUGCGCUUCUGCCCUUGGAGACACGACCAGCUGAGGAGCCACAGCCCAGUGCCAGUCCCCACCCUGUGAAGCCCCUCAGUGCUGCCCCAGUGGAGGGCAGCCCUGACAGGAAGCAGCCCCGCUCCAGCCUGAGCACAGCCCUGAGCAGCGGGCUGGAGAAGCUCAAGACAGUCACAUCUGGCAGCAUUCAGCCUGUGGCUCCGGCUCCCCAGGUUGGCCAGAUUGUGGACACCAAGAGGCUGAAGGACUCCGGUGUGCUGGACCAGUCGGCCAAAUACUACCACCUGACCCACGACGAGCUCAUCGGUCUGCUCCUGCAGCGGGAGCGGGAGCUGAGCCAGCGGGACGAGCACGUGCAGGAGCUAGAGAGCUACAUCGACCGGCUGCUGGUGCGGAUCAUGGAGACCUCGCCCACACUGCUGCAGAUCCCCCCUGCUCCCCCCAAGUAGCCCUCUUCACCCCCAUCCCCAGAGGCUUGGCGCAGACCCACUACCCAGCAGGGCUUGCGCCCUCCCUCCCUCCCUCCCGCUGAACUCUCACCUGGGUCUGGGUGCAGCCUGUCCUCUGUUGUCACCCUUUGUUCCCCCUCUCUCCUGCCUCAACUGGGGCUGCUGGCAAGGGAGCCCUUUGGAUGCCCAUUGGCACCAUAAAGUUCUGUGUACAA
Messenger RNA from Physeter macrocephalus (sperm whale), 3994 nucleotides. It is a transcript of the gene RAB11FIP5, whose product is annotated as RAB11 family interacting protein 5. Gene Ontology annotation, cellular component: secretory granule; phagocytic vesicle; early endosome. The record is from RefSeq and is a predicted model, not a curated record. Gene Ontology annotation, molecular function: small GTPase binding. The coding region runs from base 156 to 3779 and encodes 1207 amino acids. Lineage: Eukaryota; Metazoa; Chordata; Mammalia; Artiodactyla; Physeteridae. Gene Ontology annotation, biological process: regulated exocytosis. The transcript is spliced from 6 exons.